AUGAAUAUCACGGAUUUCACGAACCCUUUCACGGCAGAUAAAUGUCCAACCUUGGCAGGGAAACCAAAACUGUUUUUUGUUCAGGCAUGUCGUGGUCACAAGAGAGACACUGCAGUUCCUUUUACACUUAAUGUUGCGAGUACUAUAGAAAAAACAGAACUCAAGUUAAUUCCCUGCCAAGCUGACUUUCUAAUUGCAUCUUCUACACCAGAAGGUUAUUCCUCAUGGAGAAAUAAAGCAAACGGAUCUUGGUUUAUUCAAGCACUUUACUUGUGUAUUCAACGCUAUCCUUCGCUUGAGAUAAUGCAGAUUAUGACAAGAGUAAACAGAAUGGUAGCACUUCACUUUGAAAACACCAACACCGAGUCUCCUGACAUUUACAAACAAAUACCUUCAAUAUGCACAAGGUUGACUGGAGAGCUUUAUUUCCAUAAACCUGGAAGUACCGUCGUGGAAUCACAUAUUUCUAAUAAUGAUGCCAGCAAUGCAUAUGACCAAUCCAUUGCAAUUGAGACAACUACUGAGGAAAGAAACAGAACUUAUAAAAGAAGUAAAUCAACUUUUCUGCAAAGAAUCCGGAAAAGCUUUCGUAGAGGUAAAAAAACCAAGACAGGACGACACAGCGCUACCUUUUAACUUUAAACACUGAAGCAGGGUAAAAGUAGGGUAAUUAUCUAAUUGCCAGAGGUGGCCAAACUACCACUCUCUUUAGUCUUAUGUGUGCAGCUUUUUGAACUUUUUUUUUGACAUAAGUUUUUGUGCCAUUUUUAUGAUAUAUAUAUUAUAUUUUUUGUAAUUUUAAAGGGCCACAAAUUGUCUGUCACACAGUAAGCCAUCAUUAGGGUAUGUUCUUAAUGUCUGGUCAAUUCUUUAAUAUCACAAACAUAAAAAAUUCAUAAGGUCUAUUUAAUACAUACAUGAGUUAGCCAUUGUAAAAUUUUGUAUUAUGUGCUGCUGAUGUAAUGCAAAUUGGCCACCUCUAUGUUUUUUUAUUUAUCAUAGAACUGUAAUGUCAACUGAUGUGUUUUAAAUUGUAUUUUUUCUUGUGUGUGUGUGUAUGUGCUAUUAGUUACUAGUAUAUGCAUAAUACCGUUCCAUGGCAACUUAAAAAACUUAAUAGUUAUUUGUUCUACUGUGAAUAUAUUUAAGUUACUAAGCAAUAUUAUCUUUUACACAACGUAGCAGUGCCUUUUUGAGUUCAUAUACGUUUGCCGAUUAGUUAAGUUUUGAUAAUUUUUUAAACAUUUUUUAACAGUUUUUUUUACCUUAAAAUAAGUGAAAGUAAUUUUAAAAUUUUAGAAAUAUAAAUAUUUUUCAAUGACUUCAUAUGAUGCCACAGCAGUGUCAAUUUAAAAUUUCCACUUCAACUUUGACCACCAACGAUAUGUUAUUGGGUUUAUAUAAUUAAAACCAGGUGUCCUGACCUGGCAUUACCAUGGUAUGCAUUUACUUCAUACACCUGGUUUGGACCCUGUGGGCAUUUGUACAUUUGUGUUUAAUUUGCCAUUUUGUUUAUUUAUACAUGUUACUUGUUUUAUCCUCGCGUGGCAGAAAAACGACAGCCGUUAUAACACGGGUGUUCUGUUUUAUACACCCCAUGCCAGCUUACGAGUUAUUAACAAAUGUUAUUUGUGGGUUUCUUUUGUUGACAAUUUAUACAACCAAUUAGUGACUGUAUUAAUUUUUGUCCACUAAAGUUUCUGAUAAACACUAUGCAUGGUACACUGUUUUAACUAAUCUCUGCUUUAAUGUCAUUUUUUCUGAGUUAAAAUAAAACCACA
This is a messenger RNA of Ciona intestinalis (vase tunicate), 1781 nucleotides long. The record is from RefSeq and is a predicted model, not a curated record. Lineage: Eukaryota; Metazoa; Chordata; Ascidiacea; Phlebobranchia; Cionidae.